AUGCAAUCGAGUAUGCAGCAUCCAGACUCCACAAAGCACCAUUCCAAGUCAACAAUAACUGUGGCUAAAACACUUCGGCCGCCAUUCUCUUCAGAAUUUCAGGUUAUAAUCACAGUUCCUGCACAAAAACCAGAUGUGCAAAAAUCAGGCGAAUUUAAUGCACACACGGUUCCAAUAACAGUUCAUUUAAGUAAAGAAGGCAGCGCAAGUACGCUUGGGGCGUAUAUAUACUCAAUUGUGGACACACGUGACCAGAAUUUGAGCGUAUACCAGACAAUACUAAACAACUCGACCGAAAUACAGGUUGAUCUUGCCAAAAAACUCGGCACUUUACUAAGCAAGAACGUUGGAGGACUUCUUACCGGUUACCAGGGAGCUUUUUGGUUUUAUUGA
Messenger RNA from Brettanomyces bruxellensis, 393 nucleotides. RefSeq lists its product as uncharacterized. NCBI's taxonomy places the organism in Eukaryota, Fungi, Ascomycota, Pichiomycetes, Pichiales, Pichiaceae. The coding region runs from base 1 to 393 and encodes 130 amino acids. The transcript is spliced from 2 exons. The record is from RefSeq and is a predicted model, not a curated record.